AUGCUAGGACUAUCCAAGUUCUUUGGCAAGAACAACACAGACAAAAGAGAUCAAGAAAUCUCAUCAAUCCUUCCUUUAUCAUCAUGUAAUGCUGAAUGCGAAUCAUGUCCAACAAAGUUCCCUUCAGGUUUAAAGAUUGAUGAAGAUUCAGACAUUUACAACUCUGCCAAACCAACAGAUGUACACUUCAUAAUACCAACCUCCAAGACAGACUGGGCUCACGAUGCCACUUCAACUCCAAACACUGUGGAAAAUGCAAUUGUGGCAUGGAAGGAUAAAUACGGGGAUGAUAUUAUUAAAGAUGGUAAUUUCAAAGUAUCUACAUCUUCAUUGCCUUUUGAUAGUGUUGAUCCAAGAUGUUACAAAAGUGAAGUUAAUGAUGUCUUGAUCUUACCCUUUUUCGUAUGGUUAAGAAAAAUUGAAUAUCAAAAUGUUGAUCAAGUAUUGAAUAAACUGAUCCCAUUAUUAAUCAAAUUAAGAGAUGAAGGUUCAGAAUUACCUAAAAAAAUUGAUAACUAUAGAUUAUUCCCAGCUAUUGAGCAAGCUUUCAUAUUCUUGUGUUCUCAUAGAACAAGAGAUAAAAGAUGUGGGAUCACUGCACCUUUAAUGAAGAAAGAAAUGGAUGCUCACCUAAGAGAUUUGGAACUAUAUAGAGAUGUGUGUGAUGAUCGUCCAAAUGGUAUUAAUGUUUCUUUUAUAAAUCAUGUUGGGGGUCAUAAGUUUGCAGCUAAUGUUAUUAUUUAUAUGAAAACUGGUGAAAUUAUAUGGUUGGCUAGAUGUAAUCCUGCAAAUGCAAAGCCAAUCAUUGAUGAAACUGUGCUUGGUGGAGGUAAAGUUUGGGGUGAUUUAGUAAGAGUUGUUCAAAAGACGAAAAGUGUUGAAUGGUAA
Molecule: messenger RNA, 888 nt
Organism: Hansenula anomala
Lineage: Eukaryota; Fungi; Ascomycota; Saccharomycetes; Phaffomycetales; Wickerhamomycetaceae
Product: sucrase/ferredoxin-like domain-containing protein
Exons: 1
Coding region: 1-888 (295 amino acids)
Source: RefSeq, a predicted model, not a curated record